Cryptotermes secundus is the source of this 1285-nucleotide messenger RNA. It is a transcript of the gene Had1, whose product is annotated as lambda-crystallin homolog. Gene Ontology annotation, biological process: fatty acid metabolic process. Gene Ontology annotation, molecular function: oxidoreductase activity, acting on the CH-OH group of donors, NAD or NADP as acceptor; NAD+ binding. The record is from RefSeq and is a predicted model, not a curated record. The coding region runs from base 224 to 1171 and encodes 315 amino acids. Lineage: Eukaryota; Metazoa; Arthropoda; Insecta; Blattodea; Kalotermitidae. The transcript is spliced from 6 exons.
CUACUACUUGAAUAAAAGCAAUUAUCUUCGUUCCUGUCUCUCCUCCGCGCUAGACAACUGUCGUCAGGGGUAUUAACAGUUCGCUGUUAUCUUAAACAUGUUAUGUAAAAGUGAAAACGUGUUAUAGCGUGUUAUACGGCGACUGCAAGCAGUUAAGGUCUGUACUAAGUCUCGAGCUGGUCUCUUGUGAUCUGUCGGUGGCGAGAGUUGAGUGCAAACCGAGAUGGCUACCAAGGACGAGAAGAUUGCAAUCGUAGGCAGUGGUCUAAUUGGACGCAGCUGGGCCAUGUUAUUUGCUAGCGUUGGCUACAAUGUGUACAUUUAUGACAUUGACAAGAAUCAAAUAAUGUCAGCCCUGAAAGACAUUGAGGAACAAACAAAAUCACUGGAGGCAAGGAAACUCCUUCGAGGAAAUCUGUCAGCAAGCCAGCAGUGUUCACUUAUUAAAGGAACCGUACAUCUAGAGGAAGCCAUAAAAGGAGCAAUACUGGUGCAAGAGUGUGUCCCAGAGAGACUGGACCUCAAAAGGAAUGUGUACCAGGAUGUGGACAAGUUUAUGGAUGACAAUACCAUUCUGUCUAGCUCUACCAGUACCUUUCUUCCCUCUAGGCUCUCUGAUGGGCUCAAACACAAAAGCCAUUUCAUAGUAUCACACCCUGUAAACCCACCAUAUUAUGUACCAUUGGUGGAGGUAGUACCAGCACCAUGGACAGAAGAGUCAGUUGUUACGAAGACUCGUGACAUUAUGAAGGAGAUUGGGCAGGUCCCUGUGUGCUUCAAGAGGGAGAUUGAAGGAUUUGCUCUUAACAGAAUUCAAUACUGUAUUCUGAAUGAAGUCUGGAGACUAGUUGCUGAUGGAAUUCUUAAUGUUGAAGACAUUGAUAAUGUCAUGUCAGAAGGUCUGGGUAUGCGCUACGCUUUCCUAGGACCUCUAGAGACUGCUCAUCUCAAUGCUGAAGGUAUGGAAAGCUACUGUGAUCGCUAUAGCAAGACAAUUUAUGAUGUGAGUGUGACAUCUGGUCCGGUGCCAAAGUUCGAAGGUCCACUUGUGAAGGAAAUCAACGAACAGCUCUGUGCCAAAGUACCAAUUGAAAAGUUACCUGAACGUCGGGCAUGGAGAGAUGCCUGUCUUACCAAGCUGUCAGUUCUCAAGAAAGAGGCGAACAACUAAAGAGCACCAAACAAUGCAAUGUGCAUUAUCAUAUAAUUAUACUGUAUAUAUUAUACAUUAGAUUUGUACUGAGCAGAAGCAAAUAUACAUAUAUUUAAUCCAAAGUCCAUUUAA